UACGUGGCUUGCGCGUGCGUGCGGUAUUCCCUCUUUUGCUGCUCACGACGUCACUUCCUUUCCAAUCGGAGUCUCCUAGUGGCAUCCUAUAACGUUGACUCGUAAUUCAACCACAACGUUAAAAUGUCAGGAGGUUUAGAUGUAUUAGCCCUCAAAGAGGACGAUGUUACCAAGAUGUUGGCUGCUGGCACUCACCUGGGUGCUGAGAAUGUCAACUUCCAGAUGGAACAAUAUGUCUAUAAAAAAAGAGUUGAUGGUGCAGGUGUGAAUGUCAUCAAUCUCCGACACACUUGGGAAAAGUUACUGCUUGCGGCACGUGCCAUCGUCGCCAUUGAGCACCCCAGUGAGGUUUUCGUUAUCAGUUGCCGCCACUCUGGCCAAAGAGCUGUACUGAAGUUUGCAGCUCAUACCGGUGCCACUCCCAUUGCUGGACGUUUCACUCCUGGUGCAUUCACCAAUCAGAUCCAGGCUGCUUUCCGUGAACCGCGUUUGCUGAUUGUCACGGAUCCGUCCACCGAUCAUCAGCCCAUCACCGAAGCCAGCUAUGUGAAUAUCCCAGUCAUCGCUUUUUGCAACACCGACUCGCCGUUGCGCUUUGUGGAUAUCUCGAUUCCCUGUAACACCAAGAGUCUGCACACCGUCGGUCUGAUGUGGUGGCUGCUCGCCAGGGAGGUCCUCCGUCUCAGGGGAUCCAUCCCACGUGAAACAAAGUGGGACGUAGUGGUGGAUCUCUUCUUCUACAGAGAUCCGGAAGAGGCGGAGAAGGAAGAACAGGCCGCGAAGGAGAUUGCGCCGGCGAAGGAAUUCACGGGUCCGGUGGAACCUGCUCCCGCUCCAGAGCCUGGCUGGGUGAACGAAGUCGAGCCGCCCGCAGUGCCCACCGAAAACUGGGCCGACGAUGUGGCACCGCCAGCGGCCGCUGCCAUUCCUGCGGCUGGUGCCACGCAAACCUUCCAAGCCACUGGCGAUUGGGCUGCUCAGCCUCCAGAGGAAUGGUCAACACCUGUGGCAACACCUGCUGCUCAGAGCUGGGGGGGUGCGACCAGCGAAAAGUGGUAAUCUCGUGCUUGUUGACACUUUAAGGACAAUGCACUUUGUACUGUAAUAAAAUCUUUUAAAAUGAA
Molecule: messenger RNA, 1124 nt
Organism: Linepithema humile (Argentine ant)
Lineage: Eukaryota; Metazoa; Arthropoda; Insecta; Hymenoptera; Formicidae
Gene: sta
Product: stubarista 40S ribosomal protein SA
Biological process (GO): ribosomal small subunit assembly; cytoplasmic translation
Cellular component (GO): cytosolic small ribosomal subunit; 90S preribosome; ribosome
Molecular function (GO): structural constituent of ribosome
Source: RefSeq, a predicted model, not a curated record